Messenger RNA from Calypte anna (Anna's hummingbird), 1904 nucleotides. RefSeq names its product ADP ribosylation factor like GTPase 9 (gene ARL9). The coding region runs from base 271 to 951 and encodes 226 amino acids. Gene Ontology annotation, molecular function: GTP binding; GTPase activity. Lineage: Eukaryota; Metazoa; Chordata; Aves; Apodiformes; Trochilidae. The record is from RefSeq and is a predicted model, not a curated record. The transcript is spliced from 4 exons.
CACGGUGCUCCGACCGCUCCCCCCGCGACUGGGUGCCCAGGCAGCAGCGAGGGAAGCUUGCCUGCCUCUCGCGGCAAACCCCCGCCGGUGCCCGGGCUGGCUCCGCUCCGCACGGUGCUGACAGCAGCCCAGCGCUCAGCCUUACACCGGGAGCCCGCUGACGCCGGGGGAGCGGCUGUGCUGCAGGGGGAGCUCCGCGCCCGUCCGUCCGCAUCUGGCCGUGCCUGUGUCCAAGGGCGCUGAGCGGGUCGGGCCGGUGUCGGGGAGGCCAUGGGCAGCCGCCUGCGGCCCGCCGUGCUCUGCGGAGCCGCUGUGGCCCUGACGGGCGGCGCGGCCGUGGCGGCCUGGGCCUGGGCCCGCCUGCGCAGCCGAGCCGCUCCGCUCGCCGCCCGCGCUGCCGCCGCCUGCGCUACCGCCGCCGAGCAGGGAAAAGGACACAGGAAACAGAUCCUGGUGCUGGGCCUGGAUGGGGCCGGGAAGACCAGCGUGCUCCACUCCCUGGCAACCAACCAGGUGAAGCGCAGCAUGGCUCCCACCCAGGGCUUCAAUGCCAUCUGCAUCAACACCGAAGAGUCCCAGAUGGAGUUCCUGGAGAUCGGGGGCAGUGAAUCUCUGCGUUCCUACUGGAAGAUGUACCUGUCCAAAGUGCUGUUGCUCAUCUAUGUCGUGGACUCGGCUGAUCAUGCCCGACUGCCUAUGGCAAAACAGCUGCUUCAUCAACUGAUCCAGAACAACUCCACCCUGCCUCUGGUGGUUCUGGCCAACAAGCAGGACCUUGAAGGUGCAUAUUGCAUCACUGAUAUCCACGAAGCUCUGGCACUCUCUGAUAUUGGGGACAAGAGGAAGAUGUUCUUGAUUGGUACCCAUGUGGCAGAAGAUGGCUCCGAGAUCUCCUCCAGCAUGAAGGAUGCCAAGGAGCUGAUAGCACAGCUGGUUCUGGAAACACAGUGACAGCUCUCUUCCUACAAUGUGGUAUUUGCAGCUGAAGGAGAUGAGGUGUUAGGGUAUGGUCAGUUUGCCAGGUGGCAGCUGAAAUGUACAGGUAUCUUUUCCUUGUGGGUGUGAAAUUCCCCCUGAAAACGCUGUUUAGUUGGUAAGAAAAUUUACAGUGGUUUGAAAAUACAUUUGAAAAGUAGUUUAUUUUUUAGUUUAUUUGUAGGGGAAAAUUAGACAGUGGCGUUAAGGGAAUAUAGAGCUUAGGUGGUCUGAGAUGGCUUCUUGCCAGCAACAAUCAAUCUUGGACUUUAGUGUAUGCAGUGAAAAUAACCUGGCUUGAUGUCUCAGGUUUACAUGGAAACAUGUUUACUUCCCAGGUUUUGGAGAACCUUGUUAACAGUGUUACUCUGUUAAAAAUGAGACCUCACUUCCCCAGUGUCAGAAACCUGAAGUGCUGUGACUUGCAUUUUUCUCAGGAACAUUUCUAUUGUUGCUGUAUUGGAUCCAGCUUCUAAGACAGUGGCAAAUUAGUAAUCUCUGGAAGUUGGGUUGUUUACUUCUUCUUUAGUGGGUAAGAGUAAGAAAAUGGAGGCAGUAAGACAUUAAGUGUUUCUUUGCCUACAGGGCAAAAGCAGAACAGUGUAAUUUAAAGCAGUGACUGAAAGCAUUCAAGUUAAAUUGGCACCAGAGGUGGGAGACUUCCACCAGGCUGGGAGGCUAUUAAAGUUUAGUCCAAUUUGACCUCGAGAAAGCACUUUACAUGUGAAAAGCCUGGGUUUUUUUGGAAGUGAUUUCUGCUGGGGCUGGAGGUAAGGAAGAUGAGUGUCUGACGAAUGCCACCCUCUUAAUUAACCUCUCCGAGUGUGAUCCAGGAGCUGUUCUGUAAAGGGCCUGUUUUCCAACCGCAUUUUUUCUACGAGGGUUUUACAGUUUUGUCCUUUGGAACAGAUGCAUAAAGCAGACAGUUU